AUGCGUUCAAGUUCUGCUUACUAUCAUCAUAUACUAUCAAACGCCGAUAUGAGACCCUAUAAAUACUUAGUAGGAAAUGGCAUGGGAUUUUUUCUCUUUGCACUGUUCAGCUCCUUCAUAGUUCUAUGCAAUUCAACAGGCGAAGACAGCAGCUCUAACAGACAUCACAGUUCACCAAAAAAGGGUUUGGAUAUCGAUUUAAAUGAAGAAUAUGUUCCAAGCCACUCUUCUUUUAGCAGUUCUCCUCUGGCAGAACAGCAAGGAGGCUUAACUAAUCCUCCUGUCUUGCAAGCUAAACUUUCGAAAGACCAAGAGUAUGUAUAUCGACCUCGUAAAGCGGAAUCACAAUACAGUCAAAACCCAGCAGCGGUGCUUACUCGUAAGAGAAUGCAAUUCAUGCGAGAAAAUAACAAAGAGGCGCUCGAUACAUAUCUUCAAAGAGAGCGGAAACGUUUAGCAUACGCAAGCCAAAGUGAUAAAAGAUUGUCAAGAUAUCAUGGUACUUCGAUGUACGAUCGUAGACUGAAAGAAGCUCGAGCAAAGAAAAGAGAGGGAACAGCAACCAAAGAAGAAUUAGAGUUUGUUGCAAAGAAGAAUCAAUAUUUCACACAACAUAGAAAGAUUUUGAAAGAUGCCGGUAUCAAAAGAAAGGACGAUAAAGUGCAAAUCGCUAGAAAAGAAGCUCAUAAAGGAACAGCAACUAAGGCACAACUUGACCUGCUCGAGAAAAAGAAGCUGCUUGACAAAGAACGCUAUCAGAGAAAACAAGCAGAGAAAAAAGGCACAACUUUGCAAAAGGAAUAG
Molecule: messenger RNA, 804 nt
Organism: Meira miltonrushii
Lineage: Eukaryota; Fungi; Basidiomycota; Exobasidiomycetes; Exobasidiales; Brachybasidiaceae
Exons: 1
Coding region: 1-804 (267 amino acids)
Source: RefSeq, a predicted model, not a curated record